Molecule: messenger RNA, 4758 nt
Organism: Haliotis rufescens (red abalone)
Lineage: Eukaryota; Metazoa; Mollusca; Gastropoda; Lepetellida; Haliotidae
Product: circularly permutated Ras protein 1-like
Exons: 16
Coding region: 364-2634 (756 amino acids)
Biological process (GO): intracellular protein transport; COPII-coated vesicle cargo loading; endoplasmic reticulum to Golgi vesicle-mediated transport
Cellular component (GO): COPII vesicle coat; endoplasmic reticulum exit site
Molecular function (GO): SNARE binding; zinc ion binding
Source: RefSeq, a predicted model, not a curated record
UUUCCUGUAAAGUAAAAUAUUUAUGAAGAAAUACUGAUAUAUUGUCUUCGAAAAGACAUUGAAUGAUAAGACUUUUAAAGACAGAAUUUAGGUGACUUUAGAUAUACUUGCGCUGUUCACAAACGUAAACUUCCGGGACAGAAAACGCUGCACUUGUCAAAAGCGUUUCACCAUUUUGCAAUUCUGAGUAUGGUUCUAAUAAUAGAAGUAUAGGUUACGAUUUCCUAUGAAUAGUUGUUGUGUAGCGUAUGUCACUUAAGACGUUGCAGCUGUGUGUGAGUGUCACUCAGCAUAUAAACUCGUAAAAGCUUCGGCUCGCCCUAUAAACCUUGUUUGACUUCUGGGCCAAAUUUUUUAUCCAUCAUGAAUUUUGCGUCACCAUAUAUUUAUGCAAACGUAGAGCCAGAGUUUGAAUUUGUGUCCGACGAAGAAUAUGACCAUGGAAUGGAAGUAAGCAACUCUGGCUCGUCAGAUGACGAAGAUGAAGAUGAUUCGAAGUCUGUUCCUGCCCCAUCUUGCUCAGUCCUUCCCCCACUGCCACCUGGGAGGGCAGAACAGAAGAAGGGCAAGAAAAUAUUCUCAUGGAAGAAAGCAUGUAGUACAAAUGAUGUUACAGAGUCGGCUCCUCGACAUCGUUCAGCGCCAACACAUGCACCUAAGUCACGAAAGUUUCGACGUGCAGACACCAAUGUUGUGUCCAUUCGGCUGAAUGAAUUAGUUGCCCCAAGCAACAUGCAUGCUGGAGACCCAGUGUACUGUACUCAGUGUCAGGCCAUUCUCUCUAAACUUGCACAGAUUGUAUCAGAUGGCACUGACAAGGUAUGGCAGUGCAACUUCUGUGGUGAGAGGAACCUUGUUGAUGUGGAGGAGGAGGAGAUCCCUCAGAUGGAUGAUGUCACAUUCCUGAUUGAACCUGCACCAGCCACUCAAGCAACAGGCGUCAGUGGACGCGAGGAGUCGCUCGUCAUCUUCUGUGUUGAUGUGUCAGGAAGCAUGUGUGUCACCACAGAGGUUCCAGGCAAAUUGAGACUCCGUGGUUCGGGUGGGCUGAAGAGAAUGCAGAGUCUGAAUGACAGUCAUGAAGAUCAGUUUUUGCCUCGGCAGAAACGUGACGUGACCUACGUGUCUAGACUUCAAUCUGUGCAGGCUGCUGUUGAUCACCAGCUUGAAGAAAUGCAGAAAGAUCACCCUAAUCGGAGAGUCGGACUCAUCACAUUUGAUAAUGAGGUUACUGUUAUUGGGGACGGAACAGAGGAGGAAACGUCCGUGGCUGGGGAUAAGCUGACUAAUCGGGAGGCGCUUGUUAAACUUGGAAAAGACCUGAACACACCAAAAUCCAUUAAGGAAACCCGAAAGUGUCUUGGAGAUAAACUUUUCAGCCUUGAGGAGGGAGGAGCCACAGCCCUGGGACCAACUCUGGUUGUUGCUGUUGCCAUGGCAUCACGGCACCCGGGGUCAAAGGUGAUCCUCUGUACUGAUGGAAUGGCUAACGUUGGGAUGGGGAAGCUGGAUGACUCAAUGCCAGACUCUGAUACUGGUGGUUUUUAUGAAAACAUCAGUGCCCAAGCCAUGGACCAGGGUGUGUCUAUCUCGGUUGUGACCAUCAAGGGAACUGACUGUAAACUUGUUGAGCUGGGGAAGUUGGCAGAUAAAACGGGAGGGCAGGUGAACAUUGUAGACCCUCUGAAGCUCACUCAGGAGUUCAGCACUAUACUGGCUGAUCGCACCAUUGCUACCAACGUGGUGGCUACCUUCAACCUACACAAGCAGCUGUACAUUCAUCAUGAGAACAAUGACAAGAAGGAGAGUAGAUCCGUGCGGGAGGUCGGCAAUGUAACAUGUGAUACUGAGAUAACCUUUGAAUAUGGCGUCCGACCUGAGAAUGUGGAGAGUAAAACAGCCAAGGAGGACAAAAGUGAGAUGAUGCUAUCUAAAGUAAUGGAGGAGGUGAAGACAGAAGCUGGUGCUGUGCCUGAUGCUAAUGCUGUGAGUGAAGGUGGUGCUGAGCCUGAUGCUGUGCCUACUGCUGACACAGUUGCUGAUGUUGAGGUCACUGCCACCUCAUCUACAUCUGCUGGAGGAGGUCCAGAGCCGAAGUCAGUUCCAGCGGAGCUGCCCUUCCAGCUGCAGAUCCGAUACACAGACACUGAGGGCAUGAAGGCACUGCGAGUCCUCACACAGACGAAACCAGUCACACAUGACAGGGACCUGGCUGAGAAGAACAUUGACCUGAAUGUGCUGGGCACCCAUGCUGCUCAGAAGACUGCUAAUCUUGCCCUUGAAGGAGAGUACACCAUGUCCCGAGGUGCUGCACUCAUGAACCAGCGGCUGGCCUGGAGAUCUGCACAAAGAGCAGAAGGCGGCCCCGACAAGAAGGCUUGGUACAGGAGAAUCUUCAGCAAGAUCCAGACUGUGGAGAACCAUGUCAGCAAGGCCCAGAUGUCUGAACGGUCUCGUCGUGGGACAACCUACAGUGAUGAGGAAUAUGAGGAUGAUGAACCAAUCUCAUUCGCUCCUGAGAAGGCCAAGAAAAAGAAAGUAAAAAAGAUCCGAGCACGUACCUCGGAAGUGGAGGAUGAUAUGGCUAAUGCUGUGUAUGCUCAAUCACGUAUCAGCAGCAACAAGCUCAACUGAAGGAAUCAGUUCACCUCGCUUUGUGAUAUUUUCAGCAAGAAUCAUACAGUUGACAUAUGACUAUUCUUUCAUGACAAACGUUGAACACUAAGCAUUAUAUCAAAACUGAGUGAUAGUACAGACUUUGUUAACUCUUUAAUCUUAACAUACUAUUUAUAGUUUCGACAUAUUCGAAUGUAUUUUUUUUUUGAUAGGUUGACAGAACAGCUUUGGUUUGUUUGGGUUUUUUAAGUUAUUUAUACUAUUAUUUGCUUUAAGCAAUACAGACUGUUAUUUAGUGCAACAGUAGCUCAGUCAAGUUUUUGACAAUAUUGUUUGUAUGUAUUUUUAUUUUGUCAUUUAAUGUUUUUACAUUAUAGAGACUGUGAUAGAUUCUGCUGCAUGUCUUCAUUUGACGUACACAUAGAACAAAGUUCUAAAUGAAGAAAUAGACAGCAGAAUCCUUGAUGACUCUGACACUAUGGGUUGUCAUAUAAUAUCAGUAGAUAAACAGCCAAUCCAUGUUAUGUUAGAUCACAUUAAUCCAGAAACCAUACCUUCCCAUCGAUUGUUAAUCUGGACAGUUUGAUAAUCUUACUCAUUUCACUAUUUGUCCAUAUUAACUGAAUUUCACAAUCCAUACGGGCUCAACAGCUGUAAAAACUGAUUCCUAAUUCUUGUAUAGGACUUGUGUAUUUUGGGGUAAUAAAAUAAUUUCAAAUUAUUUAAAUAACACAAGAUGUUGCCAUCUUCGGUGAGGAAGAUAUUUGAUCAUUGUCUAGGAUGCAAACCUGAGCAUAUUUUCCAGGUAACUGUGUAGGCCAAGCUGAGCAUAUUCUCCAGGUAACUGUGUAGGUCAAGCUGAGCAUUUUCUCCAGGUAACUGUGUAGGCCAAGCUGAGCAUUUUCUCCAGGUAACUGUGUAGGCCAAGCUGAGCAUAGUCUCCAGGUAACUGUGUAGGCCAAGCUGAGCAUUUUCUCCAGGUAACUGUGUAGGCCAAGCUUGUUGAACGCGGACUCAUUCUUGAGGGAAAAUGCAGUUAAUCGUAUGUUCUGUGGAAUUAUUUACAAUGUUCACUUAGUGAUUUCAUAAAGAACAUAGUAAGACUUGGACCAACAUUGUCAUACCGGUAUGUUGUACACAAUCUUAUAGUCACGUGACAACAAAUGAAGUUCCAUCUUAUUUCUUGCACCAGUGCAUAUUUUAAUUAUCAUAAUAUUUUCUUUAUCAUUUCCACUCAACAUGUCUAUUAUAUGGCUAAUGAGACAUUAUAUGAUUAUGUUGUUUGAUGUAUUUGUAUAAAGGGCGACCUCCUCACGGGGCUAUCUAAAGACAGGUGGGUCAGGCAUUCACAGUCAAAGGAACCAGCUGCAUGCUGAUCUUAUCAAGAACUUAACAUAGGUUUAAUAUCUGCAUUAGAUAUGCACAGCAUAUUUAACUAAUGUUUGUAGGGUUUGGACGAGUCCAAAUUUACUAUCCUGGUACCAGCUGCAGGUCUUUUGAGUUGUGUAUAUGUCCGAUUGGGAACAGUUUCACUGGAUCCGGGGCAAAAACUAUCAUGUAUACACUGAAGUUAACUGAAGCUUUAUCUUAAAUGAAAGAAGUAAAAGUCAGAAGGAAUGCAUGCAUAGUCUGAAAGAAAUGCAAACAUUAGCAACUUGUAAUGUAACCAUAGAGUUUUAUUUUUGUUCUUAUUAAACAACAUAUUACCUGACUUACCACGGGUCCAGGUAGUCCUGUGGGUACCCGGGUCCUACUCAGGACCCACCCGAAACGUGUACCUGAGUUACUGUCCCAGUCCUAAUACUUUGUUUUGGUAAAUCAAUUUUACCAUAGUUUUAUUUUCUCCAGGAUUUUUUGUUUGUUUAUGUUGAUAAUAAAACUGCAUUCUAGUCCACAGAUCCUAUUCAUACUGUAAUUGGUUAGCAUGAUGAAUUAGGUUUGAAAGAUUAGGUGUGUGUUUGACACAUGUCUGUGUUGCAUCUGACCUUCCUGCAGUGAUCCAGGCCUGUCAGAGACAUGAGGAUCCCAUUGUUACUGUCUUCUCCCUAUGAUGCUGUUGCUGUUUUGUUGUUGGCAAUAUUUCUAUUUUCUUACUUGAUUUAUGUGACACUCCAUCUGACAAUAAAGUUCUAUAUCAGCGUU